UGUGAGAGAGAUUAUAUGUAGCCGUAGGGAUAUAUGGAGAAUUAAUUAAGCUUUGCCAGUUUCCAAAAAAAGUUAAAAUUAAGCUUUGCCCUUAAUUAUCGCUAAUCAUUUGACUUCCCGGCGGCGCUUUAUACAAUAUGGGGCGUGUUCGCGGUUGUUGUUGUCGGACGUUUCUUUCUUUGCUCUUCCUCCUUGCCGGCGGGGUGGUUUACGGCUACCCUGAGGAAGAUUUGGUGGUGGGACUGCCCGGACAGCCGGAAGUAACUUUCCGGCAAUACGCCGGCUACGUAGAUACCGACGAGAGGGCCGGCCGGAGUUUGUUUUACUACUUCGUGGAAGCUGAUCGGAAGGAUGCCCAUAAUCUUCCCCUCACUCUUUGGCUGAAUGGAGGUCCGGGAUGUUCCUCCAUCGGCGGCGGCGCCUUUACGGAGCUGGGUCCCUUUUUUCCGUCAGGCGACGGCCAUGGUCUUCGAAUUAACUCCAAAUCGUGGAACAAAGCAUCGCACCUUCUAUUUGUUGAGGCACCGGCAGGGGUAGGAUGGUCAUACUCAAAUACAAGUACUGAUUAUUCUAAUUGUGGGGAUGACAGCACAGCUCAUGAUAUGCUAACAUUCAUGCAAAAAUGGUAUGAAAAAUUCCCAGAGUUUCUUGACAAACCUUUGUUCCUCACCGGAGAAAGCUAUGCAGGACAUUACAUUCCCCAAUUAGCAAGUCUUAUGAUAGACCACAACAAAAACCUCAUCAAGGGGCACAAAUUUCAAAUCAAAGGUGUAGCGCUGGGAAAUCCACUGGUGAAGCUUGAGAGAGAUGUGCCGGCGGUGACGGAGUUUUUCUGGUCCCACGGGUUGAUUUCGGACGAGAACUAUAACGCCAUCAAGAGGGAGUGCGACUUUGACGACUAUAGCUUCAUCUACCCCCACAACGAAUCCGGUCCGUGCAACGCGGCGAUCAUCGAGCAGUACCGCGUCGUGACGAACUACGUGAACGUUUACGACGUUAUUCUCGACGUCUGCUACCCUUCCAUCGUUCAACAAGAACUCAUUUUGCACAAAGUGAUAACAAAGAUGAGCAUGGGAGUGGAUGUGUGUAUAACACAAGAAAGGAGUUUCUAUUUGAACCUUCCACAAGUGCAGAAGGCUCUUCAUGCAAAUCGGACCAGUUUGCCCUAUCCAUGGCAGACUUGUGCUGACUUUGCAAUGUUGAACUACAGCCAGAUAGACGGUGAUGCGGAUGUGGUUCCCUUACUUAAAAAAAUAUUGCAGAACCAAAUCCCUCUAUGGAUAUUCAGUGGGGAUCAAGAUUCAGUGGUGCCAUUGGUGGGGUCAAGAACGGUGGUUCGGGAGCUAGCCGCCGAGCUGAACAUGAACAUCACCGUCCCCUACGGGAGUGGGGAACUGGGGAUGGAAUUGGGACGGACGACAAAAUCCCGGGCUGGGUUUUCAUUUUCGCCGACCGUUUCAAUUUCCAGAAUCCACCGCAGACUUCUCGCUUUCGGUCGGAGAAGGGUCCCGGCUGGCGAGAGCUCCAAAAACGUCGGCGGAGCUUCUCAUUUCCGGUCGGACAGCAGUUUCAGCCACUUCGAACACUACCUGUUAAGGAAUUCUUUUGAAAAGGGGAAGGUAGAACUUUUUGCAAUGAUAACGGGAUUCAAAACCAAAGUUAACUUCAAUGCUCUUAUUGCAAGAAGUAUGGACAUAAGGAAGGAGAAUCAUGGAACACGCAAAAGGUUGAGGAAAAGGCCGACUUUUCUAAGGUGGAAGAGGAAAGUAAGUUCUUUAUGACUCAUUGAACUAGUAUUUCUAUCAUUGUAAGUGUGUGGUUUGUGGAUAGUCCAUUUAUAUUUCAUAUAUGACAUACUACUCUCUUUGUCCCCCGAGAUUAAUAAAAUUUUCUCCUUAGCAUGGUCUUGCCUAAAAAGGUCUAUGGUUUUCUCUCAAUUUGGGUUUCGUGUUUCCACAUAUAAUUACUUAUAUUAGCUUCAUUUUAUGCACUCCGUAUUUUUCUGGGAU
Molecule: messenger RNA, 2009 nt
Organism: Cuscuta campestris
Lineage: Eukaryota; Viridiplantae; Streptophyta; Magnoliopsida; Solanales; Convolvulaceae
Source: the annotation of a GenBank genome assembly